Messenger RNA from Manihot esculenta (cassava), 746 nucleotides. RefSeq names its product photosystem II repair protein PSB27-H1, chloroplastic. Gene Ontology annotation, biological process: photosystem II assembly; photosystem II repair. The transcript has a single exon. The record is from RefSeq and is a predicted model, not a curated record. Gene Ontology annotation, cellular component: photosystem II; chloroplast thylakoid lumen. The coding region runs from base 82 to 603 and encodes 173 amino acids. Lineage: Eukaryota; Viridiplantae; Streptophyta; Magnoliopsida; Malpighiales; Euphorbiaceae.
CUUUGUGGCAAAAGCCCACCCUCCCACUCCACAAGCCUUUCAUAAAAAUCUCUCUUCCUCCUCCUUCUGCGAAGAAUUUCCAUGGCGUCACCAACACUCCUAACCCCCACCUCCAAACCAACACCUCUCUCUACCACCACCUCCAAAGCCUUCAUUGUCUCCACAGUCAGUCCUCCACCCCCACCACAACACCACCAACAACCUCUUCGCCGCCACUUCUUGUCGUUAGCCACUAUUAUCCUCACUCCACCAUUGCUAUCACCGGUGGCUCCAGCCCAUGCUGCAUCUGAUGAAGAGUACGUGAAGGAUACCGAAGUAGUUAUCAACAAGGUCAGAACCACCGUAAAUAUGGACAGAAACGAUCCUAAUGUGGCAGAGGCGGUGGCUGACCUGAGAGAGACAUCAAAUUCUUGGGUGGCGAAGUAUAGAAGAGAGAAAUCUUUACUGGGGCGAGCUUCUUUCCGGGAUAUGUACUCCGCGCUGAAUGCCGUUUCAGGGCAUUAUAUUAGCUUUGGACCGACAGCUCCGAUCCCAGCAAAGCGGAAGGCAAGGAUUCUUGAAGAAAUGGACACUGCUGAGAAGGCAUUGCUGAGAGGAAGAUGAAUUAAUUUCUUUUUUUCUUUUAUUCCUUUUUCCAGAUUGUUAAUUUUAAUUAACCAUUCCAAUUUUAGUUUUGCUGUUGAGUUUGAGUUUACAUAAUUAAUGAAUUGAGGUUCAUUUUUAAUAAAAUAUUGAGAAUUAUGUUA